AUGUCGUGCUACAAGAAUAACAAAAGAACAACGAACAGCUCAAACCAAUUCAAUUCCCAACCAUUUAGCAAUAUCGAAGAAUCAACUCAAAUUGUGACCUCAUCUAGAACUCAAAUCACAAAUCUUAGUCAAUUUCCCUCAAUGAUUCCCGAUCCGCCAUCAGCAUCUCCUUCUCAAAACGAGAAUUCAGAGCCAAUUCAGGAUUUGAAUCCGAUCCCGAACAAAAACUCACUGAAAAUUCCCAAAACAGCGGAAAAUGCAAAUCCCAAUUCUCUACAUCUCUCUCAAUCAAAAGGAAAAAAAAUUCAUCACAUAAAAAAAGUAGAUUCGAUUGCAUCUUCUUCAAAUAAAAAUUCAACACGUUAA
Molecule: messenger RNA, 366 nt
Organism: Ambispora leptoticha
Lineage: Eukaryota; Fungi; Glomeromycota; Glomeromycetes; Archaeosporales; Ambisporaceae
Source: the annotation of a GenBank genome assembly